CUUUGAGAUCACACAACCUAUGCGAGAACUACUAAUACUAUUAAUAAUCCGGCUGAGCACGUCUACCUCGCAAGUGACCACCCCAACACAAGGACAAUGUCAGGCAGUUUGUCUGCGGGAGUUCGCCACCUUAAAGGAGUUUAUCGCACUAGAUGGAAGUGCAUAUCGAGAGCCUGACGUCGUCAACAACAGCGAUUUUGCAUUGUGUAAACUUGGUUGCGGAUCUCCCGGAUUCACCGAGUUGAAACUGGAACCGUUCAAAAGAGGGCAAGCAAUCUACGCCACCAUCAUCAAUCAGAACGGAGCGAGCGUGCCCAACCCGAGCAAGUCCCCAAUCCAGAAUGUCUCAUUACUGUGCGCUGAUAGUGCCGAAAAUAAUGGGAGCGCCUUUUGGAAGGUGGCCCUCGACGUUCGAAACGAAAGCGACAGCGGAAUGCUGGCCCACUGGGUCGAAGCCGUGCGCAGGGUUAAUAAUGACGUGUCUAGUGAUACGGUCGUUUUUAGUACGUGGACGUACUCGUCCUAUGUCGACUUUUAUGGAGCGGUGGACGUUUCAAAUGCAUCUGUACAGUUUCGAGCAACUUCUUUCAAUGGAAGCGGUCUUUUGGGCCACGUCUCCAGCUCGGAUUGGUACGGUGAGGGACAGCUGGCUGGAGGGAACUACAUCCAAAUGAGUGUUACAGAGGAGUUGUGGAAAGAUGAACUCGCAGCAGCACGCCUAGCAUUCAAAACAACGAGAAUAUCAUCCUGUUCGUUAGUGCUUUCGUUCAAUUCACACAUGGGUGUUGAACAGCGCAUGGAAUUAGUUAUGGAUCGCUCUCGAGGAUAUCUUUUGGAUCGACUUGCGUUUGACCAUCCGUACACAGUACGGCUAUGGCAUAUUGGAGCUAUUACCACUGCUUACACUGCCUUUGAAUUUCGUACACCUCAAUGUCUCAAGCUUGUGAACGACCCAGCAUUAUGUGCACCACCCCCUGUGAGCGAUAUAUCAUGGAGCUGGAAUUCCACCGAAAAUGAGGGAAAUCGCAUAGUUCUUUCAUGGAUGUACGGAUCACCCACACAGAUGGUUGAGGAUGGUUCUCGAGUGGAACGUCGCGACUCCAUCCAGCCAAUUGUGACCGCAUUUCCAAGAAUGGUACACUUCGACAUAGCUGUAAAUCCACUGGUUACUGCAUCACAAUAUCAGUGCCAAUUUUUAGAUGGACAAAGACGUGUUGUAACAUGGACCCACCGCUCCGUGGUAUUGUAUGUCCCAAACGAAGAGUGCAAUUACGGCAUAGAAAUUACCGUAGUUGACUCGCGCAAUCGUCGUAGCACGACGACGAAAACUCAGGUUAUUCGCUACGAGGAAAAAUACCAAAUGCUGCUAUCCGGCGAUGGUUGGAACACUGGAGUUAUCGUGCUGUCCUUGGUCGUGCUAGCGUCAUUCUUAUCGGUGUCGGCAGCUUUGGUGGCAUGUCGUGUUCGUGACAGAAGAGAAUGGAACACGAUCAAAAGAAGUAUCAGUCCACCGUCACCAGGAUUGACGAUAACGAGAACAACAUCAGCUUCAGCUGUUGGACUGGCGAAUAAAUACGUUAUGAACGAGCGCUGUCCUAUGCGAACGGUGAAUAUGGUUCGGCUUUCAUUCUCAGAGAAUAGUGAGAGAGGAGCAAAUUCUGCGCCAAUUAUUAAAAAUAAUUCUACUGGAACCGCCGAGACCGAUGAUGGUUCGAAGGAUGCUAGCACUCCAACAACUGAUGAAGCUGAUUAUGAUACUAUUGGGACUCCUAGAUUAACGCAUAAUCCCUGCCAAUCCGGCACUUGCUCAGGAAGAUGCUUGCCAGCGUCGAUUAUAACGGCAGUAUCGAAUAUAAAGCCUAGUACUUUGAUAGUCCCUCACGACUACCUAGUAGUCAGCCGACGACUUUCACGACCUCCCUUUUCACUCUGGACCACUAAACAUGUGGUGUGGCCAGCCACAGAGCAGACGUUUGCCAUCAAGUAUUCCCAACAAGGGAUCGGCCACUUGCGGAGGGAGUUCAAGGUGCUCAACCAUAUGUCCGUUAAUCACAAAAAUCUAGUGCGAUGGCUAGGUGUUGGAGUUUGCAGCGGACAGGUGCUGUCUCUACUAUUCGAGCCAUGCAGUGGUAGCACAUUGGCCGGCUUUUUGGAUGAUGUCAGGAAAAACCUUCUUAAUAGAGCUGCAAGCGAUGUACCAACUAAUGAUUAUAAGAUCCAUAAUCUGGCAUAUCACCUUCACAGAUACGCACUCAAUAUUAUCGAAGCACUGGUGUUCCUUCACGAGCAAGGAUGCGUGCACUCGCAUAUUACAGCGGAAAAUGUGUAUCUAGCUGUGGACUACAGUGAUCCGUUGGAUAUUCCAUGCGAUCAAUCUGUGAAGCUCGGAGACUUCUGUUGGGCCAGCGUACCUCGAGUGAAAUGUGGACGAGUUCACUCUCCACAAUCUCUCCUUCCACCAGAGGCAGUAAACAAUGAUGAGGAUUGCAGCACCGCAACGGACAUAUGGCAGUAUGGUUUACUGCUCGCCUCUUUGGUCACGCUGAACUCAGUUCAACCGCUUAUUUGUCUUCCUCCAGAUUUACUUCUCACGGAUAGAAUCAUCAAGAACUAUUACACAUGUCUUUCGAGCGGUGUUCGUCAAGUGGACCCUUAUAUGACGGCGCUAAGGAGCAAAAUUCUUAUGUGUCUGCCGUCAAAUCCCAAAAGUAGAGCCUCGGCGAAGAAGCUUGAGAAAGAAAUUAUAUCCAUAAACUUCGCAGCUCCUGUAUCAGUAGCCGGAACGAGUUCCGUACUAGUCUGAGGGUCAUCAACCCUCAUAUAUCAUUCCAGUCCGUUCUAUCAGAACCAUAACCUCCAAGGUCUCAAGCCGAUCUCGCUGUCAUUCUUUCGUAUAUUUUUUUUCUACUAUAUUUUUGGGCCGAUACUGUAUGAAGUCAGUUUGCAUGCUAUUAAUGAAACCUACUGGUCCAUAAUUACUGUCAAAGAGGAGUAAGAACGCUCUGCACCGCUCAGUUUGUGUUCGUGCCAUUGUUACUUUCCAAUCUCUUCUCUUACAUCUCUUUGUAUAAUAAGUCAUAGUUUUUGAUUAUAGUUUUGUAUAGGGAUAUAUUGGCCACGUGAUUCUUGUCAGUCUCGUUUGUCAUUCACAUCUCAGAAUUCCCAGUGUUCACAGAGUUUCCCAUUGUUUUAUGUUAUCGGGUCACGUGCUGUAUAUUCAGCUUACGAGUGUUUGCUCUUGUCUUUGAUUUUUAUCAAGCAGUUGUCUUUGUUGCAUCCACUCGUUUUGUGUAUGUAAUAAAAUUUCCAGU
Molecule: messenger RNA, 3311 nt
Organism: Cylicocyclus nassatus
Lineage: Eukaryota; Metazoa; Nematoda; Chromadorea; Rhabditida; Strongylidae
Source: the annotation of a GenBank genome assembly